AUGCUAGGUAGACAUUUAAGAGCCGGCCGUUUGUGCGGUUCUGGCGAUAAAGCCAUGGCAAUGCAAUGCGCGUCGAUGCGCAACCUUCUCUUACUCGCGGCGCUGUGUGUUAGCAGCAGCAUAUGGGGCCUGACUGGGCGGGUUGAAGCCGCAACCACUCCAACAGAGAACGCGGCUCUACUCGGCAUGAAGGCAUUCAUGAGUCCUGCGGCGCUGUUCGCCAGCUGGAAGGGCGACGCCUGCGACGAUAAGUGGAUGGGGAUCAUCUGCUCCACAACCGUGCCGCAGCAUGUCGUUGGCAUCAACCUGGAGUCUCUCGGGGUGAAGGGCUUGCUGUCGAAGCACAUUGCGUGGCUGCCCUUCCUCCAGAUCCUCAAUCUGCAGGACAACCAAUUCGCGGGCGAGUUGCCCAAGGAGAUCGGCACGCUCAAGUUUCUCGAACACAUUGACGUGCGUCUGAAUAAGUUCACUGGUCCGUUUCCUGACACCACGCUCAUGACCAACCUGCAAUAUGUUGAACUCUCCAAGAAUGACUUCAAGGGCCCUUUCCCGGAGUCCCUACUUGGACAUGACAAGAUCAUCUACAUUGGCUUGGCGGGCAAUUCCUUCCACGGGCCCCUUCCGCUGGACUUUUCGGGUCUCAAAUCGCUCACGCACAUGUCUCUCGCAGACAACAAAUUCAACGGCACCCUUCCCGAGAGCAUCGGCGCGCUGCCCAACAUUGAGGCGCUCGAUGUCAGCAAGAAUAACUUUGUUGGCGCCGUGCCGACUACCUACCAGAACAUCGCAAAACUCAAGAUCAAGGGAAACCCUAAACUCGAGGGCGGCAAAGUCGGCGAGGGCGGAGGAAAGAAGGGAGGAAAGGGCCGCAAGCACGGCAAGCACGGGAAGCACGGCAAGCACGGCAAGCAUGGCAAGGGAGACGCCCCCGGUUCCGCCGCCGCGCCUUCCUCCGAACCUAGCCCCGCCGCACCUCCUUCCGAAGCGCCCCCGUCCGAGCCCGCAGUCCCCGUGCCACCGACCAAACCCGUCGUGAAGCCCCCGACCAAACCCAUCAUGAGGCCCCCGAAACCCGGGGGAGUCGCUCCGCUCCCCGACCCCACCGAGCAGCCUUCCGCGCCCGGGUCCCUCCCCGCGCCCGUCGUCCGCCCGCCUGUGGUGAAACCCCCUGUCGUGAAGCCCCCCGUGAUCAAGCCACCCGUUGUCAAGCCCCCUGUCGUUAAGCCUCCCGUCGUCACCCCUCCCGUUGUCAAGCCGCCGGUCGUUAAGCCCCCCGUGGUUACGCCGGUUCCCCCCAUCGCGGAGCCGUCUCUGCCGUCCGUGCCGGAGCUUCCGCCGGCGCCGGCGACGGAGUGCGACUCGUGCAACCUGAACCAGGUGGCGUGGCGGCCAAUGGCGGACGACAGCACGAGCGCGAACCCGAAGCUCAGCAGCAACGCGUCGGCGUGCGUGUGCGUGUACCCGCUGCGCUUCCGCCUGCACAUGAGCAUGAACUACGCCAACUUCGACGAGAAGAAGCAGCGGGACCUUGAGAUGCAGCUGGCGGACGAUCUUAUUGUCAACUACGGCCAGGUGCGCCUGCUCUCGUCGCGGCCCGGCAGCGUCGUGGCGGAUCUCGCGCUGGGUCCCGAGGCGCCCGUGAGGACGCUGCAGCCGGCCGUCGUGGAGCGCGUAUUGGCGCUGCUGCGCAACAACCAGCUCUCGCUCUCGGGAUUCGGCUUCGUCGAAGUCACGCUCGUCGAGCCGCCCGCGGAGCUGCUCCUGCCUGCGCCCACGAAUCAAACCACCCCUGAUCAGGCGCCCGCGGACGAGGGCAGCGGCGGAUGGUCCGCAGCGGCGAUCGCGGGCGUGAUCGUCGGCGCGCGCUCCGUCAACUCGGACCCGCUCGGAACGACGUUCGUCGGGACGCUGCCCAGCGGGCAGGAGAUCGCGGUGAAGCGCGUCGAGCCGAGCGUCGUCGAGGGCCAAUCGGACGACGAUUUCGUCGCGGUCGCGUCGAACAUGGCGCGGCUGAAGCACCCGAAUGUCGUGCAACUCCAGGGGUAUUGCGUGGAUUACGGGGAGCGCGUUCUGGUGUUCGAGCACUACCCGCACGGGUCGCUGUUCGACCAGCUGCACGGGAACAGCAAGGUGCCGGCCGCCGCGGAGCCGUCUCACCAGCUCACGUGGGCUGUGCGCAUUGACAUCGCGAUUGCGACGGCGCGCGCUCUUGUCUACCUGCACGAGGAGUGUGUGCCGGCCAUCAUCCAUCGCAACAUCUCAUCGCGCAACAUCCUGCUCGACAAGCGCCUCAAGGCGCGCGUUGCUGGCGCCGGCCUCUCCUUCCUCAAUCCCGUGGGCGCUGACGACAAGUCGCUGUCGGACCAGCUGGUGGGGGGCUUUGCAUACAACGCGCCAGAGUAUGCCAUGUCGGGCAUCUACACGGCCAAGAGCGACGUCUACAGCUUUGGUGUUGUGCUGCUCGAGCUUCUCACAGGCCGCAAGCCUGUCGACCCCUCCAAGCCCAAGCCGGAGUCCUCGCUGGUGCGGUGGGCGGCGCCUCUGCUGCACAACCCCCAGGAGCUCGAGUCCAUUCUCGAUACCAAGAUUGCUGGGCCUCUGCCAGACGCUGCCAGGCUUGCGGCGUUUGCUGAAGUCAUCACCCGCUGCAUCCAGCCGGAGCCCGAGUUUCGUCCGAGCAUGUCCAAGAUAGUGAGCGACCUCAACCACAAGGUGAAGGUGUUGCAGCCGGGCAGCUCGCGCCACCGUGCUGGCUCUGCCUCCCCUGCCUCGUCCCUCAACGGCUCUCUGGCCGGCUCCAUUCACUAG
Messenger RNA from Closterium sp. Yama58-4, 2808 nucleotides. Lineage: Eukaryota; Viridiplantae; Streptophyta; Zygnematophyceae; Desmidiales; Closteriaceae. The record is from the annotation of a GenBank genome assembly.